AAAAAUAUGAAAACUAAAUUUAAUUUUUUAGUUCAGUUAAGUUUUUUUUCGUUGAUAAGUUCAAACAAGCUUGAUGAGUAUAAUUGAAGAUGAACAACCUAUCAAUUUUAAAUAAUUUUGUUUUUAAUAAUUUUGAAUUUCUAUAAAAAAGUAUCCCUGACGAAAAUCGUUUCUUCUAGAAAAAUUAAUAAAAUUUUAUAAACUUCUAUGAACUUUUAUUAAUUGAUUUAAAUCGUCGGAUUUAAGACUCUAAUAAAAGUUAAUAGAAGUUUGUAAAGCUUUAUGAGAGUUAAUAACAUUUUAAAGCUUUUUCAUUUUUCAGUUACAAUAUUGUCAAUUUAUAUAAAAGGUUAUGAUCUGUUUAUAAAAAUUAUUUCAUGUUUACAAAAAAUAAUACAAGAUAAUAAAAGUUUAUAGAUCAUUCUAAUUGGCAAUUUCAAAUUCUGAAAAAAAAUUAGAAUGAGAUUUUGAACCAGAAAAAUCGUACGAUACUUUGGUUUUCAUAUUCGUUAACUACAUGGAAUUCUCAACAAAUAUCUAUAUUAGAGCUGUGCCAUGUGUGUAAGCGUGUGUGUAGGGAACCAUAAUAACUUUCAACUAUGUGUGCCGAAAGGUGCGUCAAACUAUUAUAGGGUUCUGACUUUACGUAGCGCCGCCGAGCGAGCAACAUCAAGCGUGUGCAGCUCCGUGAAAAAUACUGAGUAUUUUUGAUUUAUAAGUGAGUUCUUUGUGACGAAAGAGAAAGGAAGGUAUAGGAAAGAAAAGUAAAAAGAUAGCAGAGAAGUAUUGAAAAGAGAUAGUACAAGGAAGUUUGAGACGUGGACAGAAAAGCGAAGAAAAAGAAAGGUAGAAAUGCAAGAGGUUAGGUAUAAUGGCGGGCAGAGGCGGUUUGAGGUCGGGAAGUACAAGGAGCAAGGAGGACGUAGAAAAAGAAGAAAAGAAGAGAAGGACGGGCAAUGGUAUUCUGGUAGAUCAAGCAAGGAAAGACCUGAAGAAUCAACCGUUGAUAUCUGAAAGCCUGAAAAAAACCGUGCAAUUUAAGGAGGUUAAAGAGAGGAUAGAAGCACGCGGUAAGGUAGCAGGUAAAUUUAUCGACAGCAGAGGAAAGGACAAGAAAGAAAUGACAGGUGGCGUCAGCAGCAAGGGAGACGCGAAGGAUAGGACAGCAGAUGACGACGAACUGGCUAGACAGGCAGCAGACUGGGAGAAGGAAUGGUGGCGGAUGUGCGAGGAGGUGAAGGAGUUGAAAGAGAUGGUGAUGCAGGGGCAGGAGAAGAAGAAAGAAGAAGACGAAAGAAGAGAAGAGCUCGAGAAGAAGAAUGUAGAAUAUAAGGUAGAGAUAGGUAGGCUAGGAAAGAUAGUAGAAAAAAUGGAAGGGAAGUUAGAAAGUGUAGAAAAGAAAAUGGAAGAGCUGGAGGGAAGUGUGAAAGACUUGAAUGAAGUGGUUUUGGAUAUUCUGAAUGAGAAAUGUGAGGGUGACAAUGCGAGUGAGAGUGCGAGUGUAAAAUCUAAGUACAGUGCGUGGAGUGGAAGAAGUGGUAAGAGCGGUAUGAGUGUGUGUAGUCUGUCGGAGAAAGAGGUAAUAAGAAUGAAAAAGCUGGUGAAUGAGAAAGAGAGAGAGGAGAGGAGGUUAAAUGUUGUUAUUAAAGGAUGUAAAGGUAUGAGUGAAAAUGUGAAAGUGGAGGUAGAAAAGUUGUUACAGGAUAAGAUAGGUGUUAAGGUGCAUUUCGAGGCUGCGUGGAAAAGUGGACAAGUAGUGAUAGGUAGAUGUCAGAAUGCGGAACAGAAGGAGGAAAUUAUGAGAGGCAAGGCCAAGCUGGUUGGAUCGACAAUAUUCAUAGAUAACGACUUGACGUUUGAGGAGAGGAAAGUGCAGGAAAGGAUUAACAGAUGGGCGAGAGAGCAGAGAGAUAAAGGUAAAGAGGUGAGAGUAGGGCUUGGCAAAGUGUGUGUGAAUGGAAAAUGGAUAAGAUGGACUAGUAUGCAGGAUGAGAGAGUGGAGAGUGAGAAUUUUUAAAGGAGGCCCAGAAGAAAGAAGAAAAGAAGAGGAGCUGGAGCGACUACUGGUAUGAAGAGGACAAGGAGGCAGAGGAAAACAUGGA
Molecule: messenger RNA, 2102 nt
Organism: Trichogramma pretiosum
Lineage: Eukaryota; Metazoa; Arthropoda; Insecta; Hymenoptera; Trichogrammatidae
Product: centrosomal protein of 120 kDa-like
Exons: 1
Coding region: 872-2017 (381 amino acids)
Source: RefSeq, a predicted model, not a curated record